This is a messenger RNA of Malassezia globosa CBS 7966, 1425 nucleotides long. RefSeq lists its product as uncharacterized. The transcript has 2 exons. The record is from RefSeq and is a predicted model, not a curated record. The coding region runs from base 1 to 1425 and encodes 474 amino acids. NCBI's taxonomy places the organism in Eukaryota, Fungi, Basidiomycota, Malasseziomycetes, Malasseziales, Malasseziaceae. Gene Ontology annotation, molecular function: zinc ion binding; nucleic acid binding.
AUGGCUCGGAGUGGUUCAAAGAGGAGCCGCAAGAAGCACGAGACGCCGCGUGACACUGACUCGGCAGAGCCCAGCUUCGUGCUCGAUACUAAUAGUGAAAAUGUUCGUCCAGAAGCAAGUAUAACACGGAACGAGGCGCAUGAGGUGCCACGAAACGCGACAGAUCUAGAUCUGCCUGAGCAUGUGGCCAUAGUGUCGGAUCGGUCACGCCCGGUAGACGUGUAUCAGGCUGCGGAUACUGGUUCUGUUGAAUCUGCAACUGGUCAAGAUGCGGAUGGUGCUUAUGAACAGCUUGAUGCUGAUGGGACACGCUAUUACGAAGCGGAGGCGAACAAUGAGCGCAAGCGCAAAGGCGUGUGCCCUGUGUGUGGCGAAGCUGGACAUGAGAAGAAGCGGUGCCCCUAUCAACAGGACUGCCCUGUACCUCGAAUUGGAGGACGAAGUCGGACGUGUGAACGAUGUGGAAGCUCGUCACAUCCUGAAACAACAUGCCACACAUGGUGGCGGCUUUAUGCGUACAAUACGCCAGAAAAGCAUGCAUAUGCCCGUGCUAAGAAGUAUCGGCACGAACUUCGGCGGCAGGAGCGCGAGCACGCGCGGGAAAAGAAGCAGCAGAAACCCAAACCUGGCUGGGCCGCAUCCCUGGUGAUGAUGCCGGAGGAUGUGGAUGACGAUGCAGGGCCCAGUGACGACAGCAGCGAUAGCAGCUCUAACAGCAGCGGUGACGCUGACACGAAUGACGCUGCUCGAAAGCGAAUGACAUCGUCGAGGAACACUGUUCCACUACCACCGAGUGAUUGGGAUCCAGCGCUAAAAGUAUGCUAUAAUUGUGCAUCUGUGGGACACCACUGGGGUGAUGACUGCUUUUUACGCCGAACUAAUCCAACGCGGCCAACAGGGGAUCCCUCGCCCUUUAGCGAGGUGAUUGCCAAUGCCGGGCCAUACAGCCAGGCAUAUGCAGUACGCGACGGCUCUGUGCGCUCGCAUGCGCCUGAUCUUACGAUUCCACCGCCGCCACGACGCAAACGUUCACGACAUAGCUUCUCCGGGCGUACGUCAUCUUUACUGGAGGAUUUACAGAAUUCUGGGUCUACGAACAAGGAUGAUGAUGAUGACGAUGAUGAUGACGACGACUGGUUUGCAAGGCAUCAAAAACUACGUGAACAAGAAAGUUUCCUGUCUGACACAGAUGACACAAAUUCACAUAUGCGACGGCCCAAGCGGCAGCCAUCGCGACCACGGGGGUCCAGAUCCUCUUCCACCGUGCCGCCGACGACUCCUACCGCCCACCAACAUCGACGGGGGAGUCGCGGACGCGGAGACCACUUUGGUCACAGGCGCGGACGAGGCCAUGUUGAUCGGGUGCCACAUCAUCGGCCUGGUCGACCGACAUUCCAUCCGCGCUAUCGUGGCGGGUACACGUGA